GUACAAGCAUGCCUUUUAUAUUUACUAGCAAUUGAAGGGAAGAGAGAGAGAGUGAGAGAGAGGGUGAAGAGAGAGACAACCAAUGAGCACAGCUUUCCCAAGAGGAAAUUAAAAGAAAGGAGCUCAGCGAAAAGAGGGGGAGGGAGAGGAGGAGGAGAGAGAGAGAGGGAGCAUGCAGGAGAGAGAGAGAGAGAGAGAGAGAGAGAGAGAGAGAGAAUCUCACGCUGGCUGUCUCCUAAUCCUAGUCCAUCUCUAAGAAGUGGCGGAGGGAGCAGAGUGUUAGUGAAGUGAUCCAGAGCCAGCAUAGCGUCUCUUCUCCACCAGCUAGCACCACUUGCGUGCUCACACACACACUCUCACACACACACACUUGCAACGGGAUUCCGCGGUGGGUCCGCCUGCCUGCCUGCCUGCCUGCGUGUCCAGGUCUAUUGUGAGCGUGAGGGGAUUGUUGUGCCUCCAGUCGGUCCAGCCAGCCAGCACAGCCCCAGUGCGUUUGGGAGCAGGGGUCCCCAGCUGGGCCGUUUUGGGGGGCACAGGAGUCUAAAGAAGAGGAGGAGGAAGGAAAGAGGAGGAAGAGGAGAGAGUAAGUGCACUCAACGCUGGAAAGGAGUCAACACUGGAAAUGCCCAUCAGGUUAGGCCAUCCUGGAACAACUUCUGGGGGUCUGAGCCUGUCACAGCCUCGGCCAAUCGCAGCCUGCGUUAGAGGUGGCGGCUGCGUGUGAUUGGAGGAUGGCGACCAUGCCGUUCAUCAGCGAGGGAAAGUGCGUGAGUGUGGAGUGGGACUUCCUACAGGGACUACUGGCCAAACCCCCCACCCUGCCUUGUUUGCAGAACCUGCGGAAGGAGAAGUCUCGUAAUGCCGCUCGUUCCCGUCGCGGCAAGGAGAACUUUGAGUUCUUUGAGCUGGCCAAGAUGCUGCCUCUCCCCGGGGCCAUCACCAGCCAGCUGGACAAGGCCUCAGUCAUCCGCCUCACCAUCAGCUACUUGCACAUGCGCACCUUCGCCAGCCAGGGAGACCCGCCCUGGUGCCCCCUGCUGGAAGGAGAGAACCACUGCAGCAAAGUGCGACGCUCCUGCCACUCUCUGGCCACUGACAUGUUCGAACAGCACCUGGGAGCACACCUGUUACAGUCUCUGGACGGCUUUGUGUUUGUGGUAAGCUCAGAGGGGCGCUUCCUCUACAUAUCAGAGACUGUUUCCAUCUACCUGGGCCUCUCACAGGUGGAGUUGACGGGCAGCAGUGUGUUUGACUACAUCCACCCAGCGGACCAUGUGGAGAUGGCAGAGCGUCUGGGCAUCAGGCCCCACCUGAGGGCCGAGGCUGGCUGCCAUGUGGCCCCCGAGAGCGCUUCCAGCUCUGCCUCCACAUCCUCCCUGGCCGGGACCCCCGAGCCUGCCCCCUCAAGCCCCCUCUCUCCUGGGAACGAACCUCCUGACCGAGGCUUCUUCAUCCGAAUGAAGUCCACCCUCACCAAGAGAGGCCUCCACGUCAAGUCCUCCGGCUACAAGGUCAGAGUGAUCCAUGUGACCGGGCGAAUCCGCUGUCGCCCUGCCAUGGUGCCAGGCUCCGUCCGCUCGGUGCGUCGGCCAAUGGGCUUGGUGGCCCUUGCGCACACGCUCCCGCCCUCCACGCUGAACGAGGUGCGCAUGGAGAGCCAGAUGUUUGUCUUCCGGGUCAACAUGGAUUUGCAGGUCACCUACUGUGAGAACAGGAUCUCAGAGUACAUGGACCUGAGCCCGGCAGAGGUGGUGGGACACACCUGCUACCACUUCAUCCAUGUAGAAGACCUGGAUAACAUCAGACAGAGCCAUGAGGACUUGUUGAGGAAGGGUCAGGUGGUGACCGGGUACUACCGCUGGCUCCAGAGGAGAGGGGGUUAUCUGUGGGUCCAGUCCUGUGCCACCGUCUCCAUCAACCACAAAGCCCCCCACGAACGCAACGUCAUCUGGGUCAACUAUGUCAUCAGUCGGACAGAGCUCCCAGACACUCCCCUGGAUCUGCUGCAGCUCCCAGAGAGUCUGAGGGUGGAGCGUCUGAAAGCCAGCUCCUCCCCUUCGGAACACUCACCACAAACCCGGGGCCCACAGCCAAUGAAAAGCUCUGUGUGUAAAGGUGACCCUGACUCUAAACUGAGAGAGAUCUAUAAUCCCGGUGUCCAAUCAGGGGACAGGAGGAAGCGUCCGCUGCGGUCUGACUCUGAGGGUGCUCCCGCGGAAACGCGGCGUCGCCUGGAAGAGUUCCGCCAGAGAGAGCGGAGUGUGUCAGCCUCCUCAGACCUGGGCAGCGAGAGCGGGGGAGAGGAGAGAGAGUGGGAGCAUGGGGGAGACAGCGCGAGGGUCAAACGAGAGGAGGGGCCUUCGAAACGAGGCGAGGAGACCCCCAUGAGGGGCGGCGGGGCGCACAACGGCCGUGCGGUAAUCCAGCACCUGAAGAGUGUAGUGUCCUCGCCUCUCUCUGGCCACCCCAACAUCAAGACUGAACAUGAGGCACUGGCCACAGGGGGUCGCUGGACACACACACACACCUCCUCACACAUACAACCCCCACCCUCACACACACACACACCCUGCGGCAGCCUGAACGGCGACAGUCCCCUCACCCCUAUCCCGGACUCCUCCUCCAGCAGUGAAGCCCCACCCAAUGGUAUUUUCACCCCGCCCUCCCCCGCCAUGUCUCCUCCCAUGUCCGGCUCCUCCCCUCUACCCUGUGAGGAGCGGGGAAUGUUGUCUGGAGGCCGAGGGUGCGGGCCUGACUUUGAGCUGUUGCAUAGACUGGCAGCGGGGGGUGCUGCAGGACGGGUGCUGUUUCACCCCCUGGCCCUCGGCCCCCAGGGGCCACAGAGCCUGUACGCCCCCAGUACCAUCCGCUAUGCGCCCCCAGAGCUGCCCCACUCCCACCCCGGUGCUGAGGGGCUGCGCUCAGACCACCACAAGGGCCCCCCAGCCUUUUUCCCUCACCUCCAGAGGCUGGCCGGCCUGCCCUCCUUCAGUGGGUUCUCUGCCUCGGACAAUCCCUUCAACCCCUUCUGUAUGAACGGACUGAGGGGGGCGGCAGGGUCCGAGGAGGACUGAAAGAGAGAUGGGGCUAGAGAGAGACAUGGGGGCAGGACAUUGGGACAUAUGGGGUUGUGAAACUGAACAAAGGACCAUUUGCACAGCUUCCGUGGGGAGUCAGAUGGUGUCCGACACAGGUGACAGGAUGGGUGACACUCAAGGUGGACUUUGACACUUGACUUUACCCCACUAGUUGUCCAAGCUUUGUCCCCCUCUCUGCUCUACCAUAUCCUCUCUCCGCUGCUGUUACAUGACUGUGCAGAGUUCCAUGUCUAAAGCCAUAUUGUACAUAGAGACAGGACCAUACACACCUUCACUACUCCUUCCUCAGUAUUAUAACAACUGUUCCUGAGCCUGUCAGACUGACUUAUGUGUGAAUGGGAAAAAAGAGAAAAAGAAAAUGGAUGACAUUUUUCCCCCAUUUUUGCGUGAAAUACUGAAUCAUCUCUUGAACGGAGUUAGAAAUUAUACUCUGGCACAGAGGUGGAAAUAUAGAGGUCUGAGCCAAUCUCAUGGACGCCCAAAAUAAUAUUUGAACACAUCUCGGGUUAUCCUUCCUCCCACAAUGUGAACCUCGCUGAAGAGGGUUAAAAACUGAAGAGGGUUUAAAACUGUGAAAGCACAGAGAGUGAGGGGAGUCUCAGAUACAUUCCAUUCCACUCUGAGGCUGUUCUGUCACGAUGUCGUCUGGGAUGGGAGGUGGGUGUACAAUACCUCUACUGGCUGGUCACUUUGUAAUGUUUUCAGUCUUGUAAAAACUGAAAAUGAUCCUACAGCAUGAAGUGUUGUGAAAGUGAAAGACGCUGGGCUGUGCUGGGUUUGAGAUGGAAGCCAUAGUCCUAUUAUAUUGUCAUGUUGUUGCCAUACGGUGAAGUAGGAGAGGUGUAAAAACUAUUGUCUUAUACUAGAGAACAUACUUUGGGAAAUGCCACAGUUUAAUUCAGAAGCCCUCUACAAAUGUAUUCAUAAUAAAGGGUUUGGGGAGGGGUGUGGGGGGGGGGGAUAUUUUUUUUAAUUAUUCACAUUUGUCCGAGCACUUACUGAAAUUUGUUAUGAACACAUAGCACUUUUGAAUGUCCUUGUGUACUUUAAGGGUUAAAUAACAGAGUGGUCAUGAUGAAUACCACAAACGGACCAGAAAAUGUAGGGUCAUUAAAGAAAGACCGCGGGAGUUUAAAACGCGGUCAUUAAACGUGUUGUCAUUCAAAUAUGACCAUGGGGAUUUAGUACAGUUGUGGUCAAUAAAAUAAGAACUGUAGCUUUUUGUUCUCAAAGUGGUUGUCCGGAAACAUCCAUAUUAGGUCAUUAGAGGUGGGGUGGAAAACAUAUAUUAAAUCAUAUCAAAGAUAUCCAUUUUUAUACUCAUCUCCAGAAAUCCCAUCCCAAAUAUUAUGAGGUCAUAAGAGAAAGAUCAUCAUCGCAAACUGAAAUUCUAGAGAUUAAAAUGUCCCAACCUUAAAUCGCUGUCCUGGUUAUAGAUGAAGAAUUACUGAUGGACGGGGUCGGAUGUCAGCUGUAUAGGACCAUGUCUGUCAUACGAGGGGAUGUCUGUCCGUCUGUAUGUCUGUUCGUCUGUGCGUCGGUUGUAAUUCCACUGGCUCUACAACAAUAAGACCAGAUUUUAUUUUUUAAACGUACCUGCUUCAUCAGUGACUCUAACCCCUUUCUGUUCAAAUAUUUCUGAAUAUACCAUCCCCUUCUGAUCUUCAAAUUAAAACGAACCAAUGUAUAAAUACUAUGAUACUGAUGACGAUAAUAAAAUAUUCCAUAAGAGGAGUACAAGAAA
Molecule: messenger RNA, 4845 nt
Organism: Salvelinus fontinalis (brook trout)
Lineage: Eukaryota; Metazoa; Chordata; Actinopteri; Salmoniformes; Salmonidae
Product: neuronal PAS domain-containing protein 1-like
Exons: 12
Coding region: 735-3077 (780 amino acids)
Biological process (GO): regulation of transcription by RNA polymerase II
Molecular function (GO): RNA polymerase II transcription regulatory region sequence-specific DNA binding; protein dimerization activity; DNA-binding transcription factor activity, RNA polymerase II-specific
Source: RefSeq, a predicted model, not a curated record